Messenger RNA from Anarrhichthys ocellatus (wolf-eel), 7251 nucleotides. RefSeq names its product catenin alpha-2. The record is from RefSeq and is a predicted model, not a curated record. Gene Ontology annotation, biological process: cell migration; cell-cell adhesion. The coding region runs from base 4851 to 6416 and encodes 521 amino acids. Gene Ontology annotation, cellular component: catenin complex; adherens junction. NCBI's taxonomy places the organism in Eukaryota, Metazoa, Chordata, Actinopteri, Perciformes, Anarhichadidae. The transcript is spliced from 10 exons. Gene Ontology annotation, molecular function: beta-catenin binding; cadherin binding; actin filament binding.
UCCUGAACUUCCUUCAGGAGUUCCCUGUAGCUCUAUGGAGCGAUCAGCUCAUAGUUUAGGGAACUUUGCUAUUAUGGUUCAAUUUACCGCUCACAUCAGCAACUAUUCCAGAUGCAGCAGAUAGCUGAUAUACAAUGAGUAUGCUAUUUUCCCUUAGUAGUUGUUAGAAACAAAAAACAGCUUUAAGCUAAGUAGAGUGAGUAUUGGCUUUACAUUCUCAGGUAGCCAGACAUGACUCCAAAUGAAUGCUAAUGUUGCUCUGUAUCUACUUGUUGUGUAAAUAAGCAACUGUUUGCUAACAAGUUUGCUAUACAAACUUUAUACGGUGAUUGUUUUGACAGUGUAAAAUACUGCUAAAGCAUCCAAAAAAUCAUUCAUUGAUACGUGUUCAGACAUAACUUAAUCACAAACUCGGCAAUACUCACAAAUGACAUUAUAAUAAAAUGAUUGAGGCCGGUAAGGGGCCCAGCUUGCCGAACCAAAACUGCAUCACCACAGACCAGACCCUUUCUCAUACAACCCUAUUGCUACACACUAUGUCUGUAUGGGUAGAUUUAGCAAAACCCCAGAUUUUAUUCAAUGACCACAUUUGAUUUUGUCAUCAAUUCCCAGCUAAUUUUGUUUUGCCAAGCUCAAGUUUCACAAAGCCACUAAAUGAUACACACAUUAACAGUUCCAGAUGUGUAUAGUAUUUUAUAAUUAUUCAGUAGUUAACGGUUAGUGGGGCCUCCUGGAAUUUCAUUUAACUCAGGAUGUGUUCCAUGACAGAAAAAAAAGGUUGGGAAUCACUUUCCUAAAGGCUUAGUCUCUCAGUAAGAAUAAAGCAGCCCUGGAGGUUGAUAAGUGUCUCAUUGAUAUAUCAGAGCUACCUCUGAUGGUGUUAAACAGUCAGAUAAUCCGUGCUUUAUGUCCUGGAGUAAACAUGGCUGCCAGGGGGGCUUUGCCUGCCACCACAAACACUGAUUUGGUCAGUCCAUGUUCUUACAUGUGAUUGUGGUCAGUGGAAUUGUUCAAUAAGUUACUUACUAAGGUUACUUACAAUUUUGUACUACUCGAAAGUAAAUAUUUCAAUAAGAUUAUCGGAAUCCCAUCAUUAUAAAAAUAAAAAAAGCCUUCAGUAGAUGCAGGUGAUCAACAGUCAGCAUGACAUAUCUGCCAGCACUAGUUCUCCUUAAACACUUCAGAGUCAAAUUACCAUUUUUUCACCCCUUCCUUGUCUCUAAAGAGUCCUCUGGCCAGUGUUCUAUUUUGCAGGACACAUUCAAUCGAGGCUCUGCAAUGAGCUAUCUAAUGUGUUUGUCCUGAGACUGUUGAUCAGUCACUCCCUCUUCCCCCUUUCAUUUAUCCACUCUCCUCUUACUAAUCAUCUUCCCAUGCUCCCUGAUAGAUAUCAUAUAUGAGAGCUAUUACUUAAUUUUUGAUUUGCUCAGGCUGUUUCCCCUCAGCCGUGACUCUUGCCGUUUAUGCUGUGAUUGCUCUUGACAUUUUAAUAAGAAACUUUCCUGUUGCUGACCCCAAGGUACCCACCACUAUGUGCUCUGAAUCACAAGUGAAACAGAAGUGCAACUGUAAACAUUCAGGAAUCCAGCAUAGUGUUUCCAGUCUUUACAUGUGCUAAGACUAUAUUGAACUGUAAACAAGUCCAGUCUUAAUGCAUGUGUGUACUCAUGAUAAUUGCAGUCUUUUUAACCUAAUAUUAUGUAUUUGUUUUUGAGUCAUACACUGAUCAUAGGGGAUGUUACAUUGGAUGGGGGGAUGGCACAGUUUCCCUCAUGCAUCUGUUUUUGUGACUGGGCAGGUGUCUAAUCCCACAAAAUGAAAACGUUCUCCCCAUUAAAAAGCAAAUGCGUCAAAUUAAUGCUAAUAUCAUCUGUGAAGAUCACAGUCCUCCCACUUAUCAGUAAGCAACACAGAUAUAUGCCUGCCAAGUUGUGUUAUGCAUAUGCAUCAUCUUUAUUAUUUCACAGAGCUUCUUGUUAGCCACUUCAGUGUCAGGUGGUAGUGGCUGUUGUUAAUGUUAGCUAUUCCCCCUCUUUGGAUGGCAAGAGUGGAGAGAUGCACAAGGAACUCAACUACAUCUUUAUUAAAUCAUGCAUUCAUUCAUUCACUCACAAAUAGCCUACCUCCUAUUGGCUAAUUGACACCAGGUUCGUUCAAAUCCCUCUACAAUACUGGUAAACAUUUAGGAUGCAAUGUAACAUUACUGAUCUCACCGUAUGGCACAAGUGUGCAGACAAAUUAUUCAGACAUCUGAACAUGUUGAAGCCGGAAAGAGCUUUCCUCAAAUUGUUGACAUUUAUGGAAAAAUAAAAUGUAUGGCAACAAAUUAAUCCCAGGAUACAAUACGAACAUCUAUAGCAAUGAAUAUUGAAUAUUGUUGCGUAAAACAAAAAACCUGAUUCUUUCGGAGCUUGAAUCCAUUGUGGCACUGUGUGACUGGGGAGAAAAAUAGCUGCCCCACUAAAGUAUAAUGAACAGAGCCUUCGCUAUCCAUUGGAAUUCCAGGUCUAUUUCCUUUAAGUGUUCGUGAAAUGCUGAGGGAGUGUUAGAAAAGAGACGGUGGGGGUGGAGCAUGGAGGGAGGUGAGAUCUGAAAGAUUGAAGAUGGAUUUCUGUGGGAGUGGUGUGUGAGCAUUAGAAUGCUGAUGGUGCAGGAGAGACUCUGACUUGGGAAAUCACUCGUCUGCAUCAUUUCACCACUCAAACCAACCGUUUGAGUAUUGGGCUAUAAGUAUCCUGAGGCCUACUACUCUUUUACACUCAUCCGAUGCAUAAUAUAAGCCCUUGUAUGUGCCAUCUACUAGUGAUGUCUCCUUAGAAACAACAAUACCAUCUUCUACCCUGUAGAUGUUCAAAAUAGAGUUUUUUUUUAAUAUUUUAAACUUCACACUCUUCACACCCUUUAAAAACCGAUCCGAAACCGAAAAAAGAUCAGGAUACAUUGAACAAAGAGGAGAUAAUUGUAUGACUCUUUUGGCUUUCAUGUGUCAACUGCAUCUUUAUCCUAAGUAUGAUUUAGUAUGAGUCUGACACUUCCUAUCAAUUAAUUAUGAAUAUGAAUGCUAUCCUUUACUGUUUAAAUGUAUGCGGCCUGAUAGGAUAAGCCUUCCAUUGGCCAGUCACUGUAUUCUGGUUCUUUCUCUUCUUGCCUCUGGUCAACUAUUUUUUGAUUUGUCAUACAUACUAUAGUCAAAGUCUCCAUCACCGUGGGGCUUACGGGGUUAUUCGAUGGUAAUACAUUUUCCACACGCAAAAUGCAGCUCAACAACAUCCCUUCCAUUCCACUCCAUUACUUUAUUUACUGCAGUGCAAACAUUGGUGAAGUAACCACAGCUAAGGCCUGCAAACAACCCAGAUCUUGUUUCCACCCUCCGCAAAAUGAUAGUGUGUUCUUUCACACCUUUAUCCAGUGCUGCAACAGCACUAACGUAGUGUGAAGAUAGUUCUGGCAAUGCAAGAUUUUUAUCUUCUCUGAUUCCCCGCCCUUCCCACCAGGUGACAGGAUAGCAAGGUUACUCACUUGCACUUAUGCAAUGUCUGUUCUCUGUGACAAAGAUUCAAUAUUCACAAUUCGAAAAAUGUCAAAUGUAUCAGUCUCUGAGAAAAGCCUGACGUUUUGGUCUUGCAUUGAAUCUCAGUACAUAUCUCAUGACAUCGGUGAUACAGGAUUAGAGAGUUAUGGAUACAGGAGUGCUUACUGAGAGUGUGGGCUUCAGGUUGUUUACAGCAUUUGCAGACCUGUCAUGUCCACUAGACUGGCCAAAUCUAUUCUCUUUCCAGAGGCAAUAGUGAUGGAUUAUCUGCCCUUAGAAAGGAAAGAGUUCCCUAUUGUUCUCCUCAGCUCUGUGAACUGGCAAUUAUGUUUGUAAUUGCCGCAGGUUAUUUAAGUGCAAUUGACAGACUUGCAUAUGAAUUCUUUGUUCGUUACAUUAAUUUUCCCUUGUCAGUCACAACUAUUAACCUUCUCUACCAUCUCCCUUUCUGCUUAAGCAUUUUUAAUUCAGAAAUAUGGUCACAGUGUUUGCUUUGCAUCUAAUUAUAGAAGAUGGCUUGAGAAGUCAAACAAAUUUCUGUCAUCCAUGUUGAUUAACAUGAAACACGUUUCACUUUAAUGCCAUCAUUUGAAUGUUUGGAGAAGUGAUAACUGAGCUGGCCGUAAGAGAUUUGUGUGUGGUGUGCAAACAAUUCAUCCUUUCUUUAGUUUGUAUAGACCUUGAUUGUGUAACUGAAAUAAAGUAACACAGCCUUUUUGUAGUGAAGAGAAUUGGAACAAAUUCAUUAAUGAUGGAAGAUUUCAGACUCUAAGUCGUCUCAUAACAAAUGAAUGGCGAUGAUACAUUUGCGAGAUUGCACCUUUUGUCCCUAUAGUUUAUUCCUGUCUGUCGUAGUACUGGUCUCAUAUGACUAACUCCUUCUUUGUGUAAGAUAAAGGACUUGUUGUCUGUUCUGCUUACUAUACUGUUCCCUUUGGCAUCUCAUCAGAUAUCCCAGUGAGGGCCACCAGGGUCCAUUUACUGUCUUAUAAAACAGCUAGUCCCCUGCCAGUUUGGUUCAAAACGAUUCCAUAAACAAAGAUACAAGUCGCAAACUCUGCCCUAGUAAAAGGCGUUAUGAGAAAAAUGACACCUUACAAGCAAUUUACACUCCUGUCCGUUGAGAGUUCUGCUGCUCUGGUUCGCUCUCACUUCUUCUGUCCUUUCACCCCAUUAUGUGACUACAUCAUAUUCAUCACAAAGCUAAUGAUAUGUCAUCAUUGCCAAAUGUAAUUCAGGGAAGUUAUCUGCAAUAAUAUUAAUUGUGUGACCUCUUCCCCAUCUUUCUCCUUCUGUAUUCUAGUUGAGAAAGGCGGUGAUGGACCACAUCUCAGACUCUUUCCUGGAGACCAACGUCCCUCUGUUGGUGCUCAUUGAAGCGGCUAAGAGUGGAAAUGAGAAGGAGGUCAAGGAGUAUGCCCAGGUGUUCCGUGAACAUGCUAACAAGCUGGUGGAGGUGGCGAACCUGGCUUGCUCCAUCUCCAACAAUGAAGAGGGUGUGAAGUUGGUUCGAAUGGCUGCCACCCAAAUUGACAGCCUAUGUCCACAGGUUAUCAACGCUGCUCUCACUCUGGCUGCCCGUCCCCAAAGCAAGGUGGCCCAGGACAACAUGGACGUUUUCAAGGAUCAGUGGGAGAAGCAGGUGCGCAUCCUAACCGAGGCCGUGGAUGACAUCACCUCUGUGGAUGACUUCCUUUCUGUGUCAGAGAACCACAUCCUUGAGGAUGUCAACAAAUGCGUAAUUGCUCUGCAAGAGGGAGACGUGGACACUCUUGACCGAACUGCUGGAGCUAUCCGGGGCCGAGCUGCUCGCGUGGUCCACAUCAUUAACGCUGAGAUGGAGAACUACGAACCCGGGGUCUACACCGAGCGUGUGCUGGAGUCCAUCAAGCUCCUGUCUGAGACUGUCAUGCCCCGUUUUGCUGAACAAGUGGAGGUUGCUAUCGAAGCACUGAGUACGAACCCUCCACAGGCCUUUGAGGAGAAUGAGUUCAUUGAUGCGUCCCGUUUGGUCUACGACGGCGUCCGUGACAUCAGGAAAGCUGUCCUCAUGAUAAGGACACCAGAGGAGCUGGAAGAUGACUCUGACUUUGAACAGGAGGACUAUGAUACUCGCAGCAGGACUAGUGUCCAGACUGAAGAUGACCAGCUUAUUGCUGGACAGAGUGCUCGGGCUAUCAUGGCACAGCUUCCCCAGGAGGAAAAGGCAAAGAUUGCUGAGCAGGUGGAGAGCUUCAGACAGGAGAAGUGCAAGCUGGAUGCAGAAGUGGCCAAGUGGGAUGACAACGGCAAUGACAUCAUUGUGCUGGCCAAGCAGAUGUGUAUGAUCAUGAUGGAGAUGACGGACUUCACCAGAGGCAAAGGCCCCCUGAAGAACUCCUCAGAUGUGAUCAACGCGGCUAAGAAGAUUGCAGAGGCUGGUUCCAGGAUGGACAAAUUGGCCCGUGCUGUUGCAGAUCAGUGCCCUGAUUCAGCGUGCAAACAGGAUCUGCUGGCGUACCUGCAGAGAAUCGCCCUGUAUUGUCAUCAGCUCAACAUUUGCAGCAAGGUGAAAGCUGAGGUUCAGAAUCUGGGUGGAGAGCUCAUCGUGUCUGGGCUGGAUAGUGCCACUUCCCUGAUCCAAUCAGCCAAGAACCUAAUGAACGCAGUGGUGCUGACUGUAAAGGCAUCUUAUGUAGCCUCCACCAAGUACCAGAAGGUGUACGGAACAGCGGCUGUUAACUCACCCGUGGUGUCUUGGCGCAUGAAGGCCCCUGAGAAGAAGCCUCUGGUAAAGAGGGAGAAGCCCGAGGAGUGCCAGACACGUGUGCGACGAGGCUCCCAGAAGAAACACAUCUCCCCUGUCCAGGCCCUCAGUGAAUUCAAGGCCAUGGACUCGUUCUAAGCAAAAAAUAAUAAUGCUCACCCAAGAAAAAAACAUCAAAACAGCGGCGACAAGUUGAAGAGAAAGUUCCUUUAUACAUUGUGUUAACCCACCUCUGUGUUUCCUGUGUGUGCUUGGUGACGCCUCAGGAGGACUUCAGUACAUAUUAAACUGCCACACUACGGCUCCUGUGAAAACUGUGGGCCUCAUGGCCGACAGGAAGACUGCACACACCCAACACUAUUUAUCGAUCUUAAUGUAGCUUAAUAUGUGAGAGACAAAAUGUGACACAAGUACUUUUGAAAAUAUGGGAGUUAAAAAAAGAAACAUAUCAAAGGAGGAAUAGUGGCAAUUAAAAAAAAAAAAAUGGUGGCAGUUGAUAUAGCUAUAUCUUUAACGUGCCACUGACUGGCUGCUUGUAUACACAUUUAAACUGCCUGAAUGGAAAUCCUGAAUGGUUCAGUAGAGGAGUUAUUCUUAAGGGAAUAUGUCAAUGUUGGUAUGCUCCCUCUAGAUAUUUUCUUUUCAAUUUGAAUGUAACCUGUAGUGCUAGGAAUUAUUUAUGUUUAAGAUACCUGGAAGUGUUGGCAUCCAAGUAGUUUCCUUGUUCCUGAUGAUUAUAAUAAUAAUCCAUACGGUGUUUUUUUCCAAAGCACACUUAUGGUCUAUUGUAUUGCCUUUUUAAAUUCAAUUUAUUUAAUUAUUACAUCACUAACUAUGAUGACCUUGAUUGGAAGUUGUGUAGCGUAUAAAUAUAGACAGAGAGGUUUGACUAGUUGUGGUUUGCUCAGAGAAUAGAAAUCCCUGCAUACAGUACCUUUAUAUAUUCACCCUUCUCUAAUAAAUCCCUCAACUU